AUGUCUGCCCUUUUUCAGGCCUCGCCGCCAAAACUCGACCUCGCCAGUGCUCACUCCCAACUGUUCCAAGUCCCCGCCUCUUCCUCUACAUCUUCCCUGUACUCGUUGUCCAUUAGUCGCAAGCGAGCACGCCGUGAGACAGAGAAACUUUCCUCCAAAUUCGAGUUUGAUGCCUCCAUCAACGCUUCGCCGCUCUUCCACGCCGACCACCAGUACGGAGUCGAUGAUUUCAGCGCAGAGCUCGACUACCGGCCAAACAGAUACCGCGAGUCCUUCCUCCCGCCAUCUCUAAAUGCAAGCUUCGAUGCAGGAGCUCCAGAAUCCUCUGGUACGAGCCGCAAGCGCAGCAGACGCGAUUCGUGCAUCGCUUCACCAACCGCCGACGAUGAUCCAACAGAUCUUCCAGUCGCAGCACGUCCCGGCUGGGGGCGUACCGUGAUCAACGUUGUCGGCAAGGUUCUUGAUCUCUGUUGGUCGGGUGCAUUCAGAGGCUUCUACGCUGGCGGUGGACAAGGCUAUGACAUGGAUGCAGGCUCCCCAGCGACAGCGACAGCGACAGCAACCUUCAGUCCCAACUGGCAACGAUCCCCGGAAAGGGAGAAGGAGAGCCAGAUUUUCAGAACACCAGUUCCUGGCCAGUAUCCCGAGGACGAUAUGGAUCGCAGCUGGGUGGUGGUCCCUACCGAUUCGACUGAUCCCUUCAUGGACGACACCGCUAGUCCAUGCGUGAAAGCCCGUCGAAUUCAUCAGGUCUCGAGCCCGCGCCGACGACAAGCCAUAAUGCCCAAACUGAGCAAGAGCUCUAAUCUGUCGUCUAUGCGGCCGUCUACUCCAUCGCGAAAAUCAGCUGCGUCGCCACGGGCAAAAGAGGGACCGGGUUCUGCUGAGAUGCAACGAUACGCAGCACGGGUGCGGCGUAAGGAGCGGGAAGAAAAUGCAAGUAUACAGCGCUUGAAUAAACAACUUCAAGCAAUGAUUCGGGAAGGAAAAGAGGCGCUGGGGACGACGGUGGAGGUGGAUGAUAUAGAUAUGGACUUUGACUCGUCAUGA
Penicillium longicatenatum is the source of this 1050-nucleotide messenger RNA. RefSeq lists its product as uncharacterized. Bases 1 to 1050 code for a protein of 349 amino acids. The transcript has a single exon. The record is from RefSeq and is a predicted model, not a curated record. Lineage: Eukaryota; Fungi; Ascomycota; Eurotiomycetes; Eurotiales; Aspergillaceae.